CUUGUCUCUUUAAUUUAAAACUCCCUAGCAAUUACUUAUGAAUCGAACCUUCUUUCAUGAAGCCAGCGCUGGUCGCAUGGCAGAAUAUACCACUGGGGCCUCAUAAGAUUAUAUUGCCUGGUGAUGUUGUAGCUGUCUCAGGUUGUAUAGGUAAGUAUGCUCAGUUUUGUUUGCACAGAGAUGAAAUUGCCUGAUUGAUUUUUGGAGAACAUAGUCCUGUUGUUAAGCAAUUCAUGAUUGUGUAUGUGUAAUAUAUAAAGAUGGUGUUUCUAAGUUAGCAAGAAGAUUUAAGUACUAUCCAAUUGCCGGGUUUCUGUUCUCGCGACUAAAAGGCUCAGGGGUCACUCCAGUUGAACUGGGCUAACUGGACUGUGCAAAAUAACCACACAAGAGACACAAAUACCUUUUUCUUUGGGGUCGCUAUGACGGCUCCUCUGACCUUAAGGGUCCACAGAAAGAGAGAGAGCGAGAGCAUGCACUGAUCUCUUUUAUUGAGGAGAAGCUAUUCAAAUGAGGCAAGGGGUCAGGUUUCAGGGGGCUGAGUAUCUUCAUGAUGUCCACCGUCAGCAGGUUGACUGACACCUGGGUAGGCCACACCCAAGGGCAUAGUAAGAGAAGGGGACACACACAAGGCACUUCCAUGGAAGAUUCUAUCCUAUACAGGGCAAGGGGUUAUAUUACAAAGGAAAUAGCUUCACCCAUGGGGCUGUAGCAAGACACACCCAUGCACGAGACACCGACCCUCAGGCCCAAGAAGUGUGGGAAAGCUCUGCCACAUCUCUGCAACUGAGCGCCUCAACACCCAGCCGGGGAGUGUGACCCAGUCACAUAUAAGGAGUCGCUGACGCUGGAGGAUGUGACCGUGAAGUUCACCUGGGAGGAAUGGCAGCUCCUGGCCCCUGCUCAGAAGGACCUGUAUUGGGACGUGAUGUUGGAGAACUGCAGGAACCUGGUGUCCGUGGGGUGUCAAGCCAGCAAGCCUGAUGCCCUCUCCAAGUUGCUAGGAGGAGAACCGAGGACAGUGGAAGAUGCAAUCCAUGAGGCAAACAGUCCAGAAAUCUGGGAAAUUGAUGAUCAUCUACCAAAACUCUUACAGAGUGAAAGCAAGGUGAACAGGAUGGUACAGUGGCAUGAACACAGUGCCUUUGAAAAUUCUGUUCAUCAACACAGACCUCAGUUUCUACUAAGGCAAAAGCAUGGUAUAUUUAACUUACAUGAAAAAAGUAUGAAACCAAACUUACCUUUGGUUGACCAGAGCAGACACUGUGAAAUAAAGAACUCUGCUGAGAUUUCUAGAAAUGGGGAAUCCUUUCUCCAUGUUUCUUGUGAACAAUUUCAUACUGAAAUUAAAUUCCCUGCAAAUGGAAAACUCAUCAGCACUAAAUCUCAGUUCACUUGUCCCAAGCCUCAGAAUACUCAAAAAGUAGAGAAACCUCAUGUAUGCAGCGACUGUGGGAAAGCCUUCAUCAAGAAGUCUUGGCUGACUGAUCACCAGAUCAUCCACACUGGUGAGAAGCCCCAUAGAUGUCAUCUGUGUGGGAAAGCCUUCUCCAGGAAGUUCAUGCUCACAGAACACCACAGAACCCACACAGGUGAGAAACCUUACACAUGCACCGAGUGUGGCAAAGCCUUUCUCAAGAAAUCACGGCUCAACAUCCACCAGAAGACUCAUACUGGAGAGAAGCCCUAUAUAUGCAGCGACUGUGGAAAGGGCUUCAUCCAGAAAGGAAACCUCAUCGUUCAUCAGCGAAUUCACACAGGUGAGAAGCCUUACACAUGCGGUGAGUGUGGGAAAGGCUUCAUCCAGAAGACCUGCCUCAUAGCUCAUCAGAGAUUUCACACAGGGAAGACUCCCUUUGUGUGCAGCGAAUGUGGAAAGUCCUGUUCGCAGAGGUCGGGGCUCAUCAAGCAUCAAAGAAUUCACACGGGAGAGAAGCCCUUUAAAUGCAGCGAGUGUGGGAAAGCCUUCACCACAAGGCAAAAGCUCAUUGUCCAUCAAAGAACUCACACAGGAGAGAGGCCCUAUGGCUGCAGCGAGUGUGGGAAGGCUUUUGCAUACAUGUCUUGUCUGGUUAAGCACAAGAGAAUACACACAAGGGGAGAACAGGGAGAUUCAGGCAAGGUGGAAGACCCCGCAGACGGAGACAGCUCACUGCAUACCUGUGAUGGCCACCAGGAGAAGAGCCCUGUUAGCAACGUGACUACUCAGGUGCCUUCUGAGGCCCCUCAGACAGCAGUGAACGUCAGUGGGCUCCUCACUAACAGAAAUUUGGUCUUUGUGGGACAGCCAGUGGCCAGAUGUACACCCUCAGGGGACAGCAUGGAAUUCACACAGGAGAGAAACCUCACAAAUGCGGUGAACAUGGUUGUGCCCCCAGUGAUAAAUUACGUAUUAUUUUAUGUCACAGAAAACCCAUAGGGAGAGGCUCAGAUUCAGUCUAUGUGGGAAAGGAUUGAGCGGAAAUUUCUAGUUCACUAAAUGGCUGAAAGUAUACACAGAGAGCAACUAUAAAAUGCAAAGCUGGGAAAGGGUGGUAGAUUCAUCCUUCCUAAAUGCUGUUUUGUUACAGAGGCACAGUGUGAUGAUAACCACUCAGACACGUAGGUACCAACUCUGUUUUGUCAAUUAAAUGAGUGAAGGACGACUGAGUUCAUUUAAAUGGAGAAAAUAAGUACAGAAAUGUUUAAAUCAACAUCUCGAAUGUUUCCAUGAGUGAAAAAUCAUAAGAGAUGGUUGAAGGAAAAGGGUUAAAAUUGAUGUAGGACACACACAUCAUCUCACUUUCCCCUGACCAAUGUGAAGGAGUAACUGAAAACCAGAAAGUACAUGAAACUUGUAGAACUUCUACAGAGGGACCUGUGAAGUGUCAGCCUUCCCGUGAGUUAAUGUGUUCACCUAGCAGGUAUUUGACUCAUGCUUCCUUUGUACCUGGACCUGUCCUGGGAACUGAGGUUACAGAGGCAAAAAAAACAAAACGUUUUGUCCCCGGGAGGAGCACUGUGGUAGUUGGGUCAUCCUUAAGAGGUAUCUUCACACUCCAGCUGGUCUAGUCAGAGAAUGGGAACAUCUGCAUAGGUGACAUGGACAUGAUUCAACUGAUGCAAGGGGACACGAUGGCUUAUAGCUCAAAGAGCAACUCACUUUUAGGGAUGAGAUGGACUACUUUUUAAAAUGUAGUUUUUGUUAGGGCAUUAUAAUUAUAUAUAGUAUUUAUAAUUAUACAUAGCUGCUUUAUAUAAUUUUGAUCAGUACUUUCUAUAUAUACAUGAAGGUGAAAUUUUCCUUGGUACCUUUUUAAAAAAAUUUUUUUUUAGUUGUCAGUGGACCUUUAUUUUAUUAUUUAUAUGUGGUGCUGAGAAUCAACCCCAGUGCCUCACAUAUGCUAGGCAAGCGCUCUACCACUGAGCCACAACCCAGGCUCCUGGUACAUUAAAAAAUAUUAAUAAUUUUUA
Messenger RNA from Marmota monax (woodchuck), 3453 nucleotides. It is a transcript of the gene Znf350, whose product is annotated as zinc finger protein 350. Lineage: Eukaryota; Metazoa; Chordata; Mammalia; Rodentia; Sciuridae. The record is from RefSeq and is a predicted model, not a curated record. Bases 929 to 2419 code for a protein of 496 amino acids. Gene Ontology annotation, molecular function: DNA-binding transcription repressor activity, RNA polymerase II-specific. Gene Ontology annotation, biological process: negative regulation of transcription by RNA polymerase II. The transcript is spliced from 4 exons.